Messenger RNA from Drosophila persimilis, 7406 nucleotides. RefSeq lists its product as uncharacterized. The record is from RefSeq and is a predicted model, not a curated record. The transcript is spliced from 6 exons. Lineage: Eukaryota; Metazoa; Arthropoda; Insecta; Diptera; Drosophilidae. Gene Ontology annotation, molecular function: DNA binding; mismatch base pair DNA N-glycosylase activity. Gene Ontology annotation, cellular component: nucleus. The coding region runs from base 545 to 5683 and encodes 1712 amino acids. Gene Ontology annotation, biological process: base-excision repair, AP site formation.
CCUCUGUACUCGAAAAAAUCACCAUCAAACCUGAAAAAAGUUGUCGAAAUAGCAGCAGAAUAAAUGGCAGCUGUAUCUCAAUGCCGCCCAAUGUAUUUGUAUCUCUCUCGCAGCAGUCUUAACUUAAUCACAAUCAAAAGCUUAAAGCUUUCGUCUUUCAAUUGCGGCAUUUUAGUGGAGACGGUUCGUGGCUCGUCGGGUUUUAUUGAAUAGCAGCUAAAAAAUAUCCAUACAUCAUAUCCAUAGUUUUGUUUUGAUUCCCGUGAUUGUGAUUCCCAGCAAUCUGCAGUUAUUUAAUGCGCGUUUUGUGACACUCUAAUACAAGCGAAACUCGUAGAUUUGACGUGUCUGCUACUUUAUUCUACUUAUUCGGCGCGAAUAACUCCUCUAUAAAGCCAUGAGAAGCGCACGGAAACUUAUGUGAUCAACUAAGAAAAACAUAUUCAGGUAGAAUUAGAUAUCGACAAGUGAAUCGGGAUGGAAUCGGGAUAAAACGAUUAAUAACCACAGUUUUAUAUAUAAAUGGGCGUUUAAUAACAAGGAGAUGCAAGUGGAAAGGUUAUUGCCAGAGAAGAUCCCACUGAUAAGUAGUUCCUUUACACAUACGCCUAAAGUAGCUCCAAUAGUCUUAAGAAUAUUGCCAACGCGAGAAAAUAUAUCUUUCGCCGGUCAGGAAGGUUUAAUUAGAAUCCUGCAAGCGGCCUUGACUGACCUAAGUGUAAAGCAGAGAACAAAGGAGCCCACUGGUAUUGAAAUGGCAUCUUCUGAGGAUGGCAAUUUGGGCACGACAACAGAGACAGUGACUAUGACUGCGACAUCGUCUGCGUCAGCAUCAAACCCAUAUCAUAGUAGUUCAACCCAUAGUAACUCCAGCAAGGGUGCCGGGCGUUCGAAUAAUUGCAAGCGCCAGAAGUUUUGCGGUUUAGUGGAAACACCUAGCAGGAGCGGCGGUGAUCUCGAUGAUUCCAUUCAAGCUCCUGACGUGGCCCCGAAUAAAAGUGUAGGAGAUAGCGACGAAUCUCAACAACAACAGCCACAUCAAUCUGUCACCGUUGAGAAGGCACAACCAUUGCCAGUUCCAGCUCUCGAUAGCUCCAGUAACUGUGGGAGCAGUAAGAGUCCUCAAAAGAUUGGAGGCUAUGAUAACGAUCUCUAUAUUGCCCCGGAGCAGGCUCUGGUUACGAGCGUGGAGUUGGUAGUGCCAGCGCCACAGACAGCAGCUGUACGACACUUGGAGGAGCCAUGUAAUGGGUCAGGGGGAGACUCAUCUUUGAUCAACACCAACAAACGGCAGUACAAUUCGGGUGCUCUCUAUGAUGCCACUGGUUCCUCCAAUUCGACAAAAUAUUUUUCAAAUGAUAAAAUCGAUGGUUGUGUAAAUGACUCCUCCAAUUUGAAUGUAAGAAUUCCUACUAACUUAGCAUUAGCAGCAGCAACUGGUGAUAUUUUGCUGGCAGAUCGAAGGGCUUCGAUAUGGGCUCCACAUGAUGAGGAGCAAGUGCAGGUAACAACGCCAGAGACAACGGCACCAGACGACACCAAGCAGGGUUCUGUGAAUGUAGGCUCAGAGCUGCCUUAUCGAACGGUACAGCAGCAACGACACUCUGAACUGUUGCUUCAGAUCGAGAAAGAAAGCUCAGGAGCAAGUGAAGGACUUCCAUUAACCCUGCAGCAUCAUCAUGAUAAUUCGACACAGAGCCAAUACGGGCAACAACAAAUCCUUGAUAGUCAGCUGCAUAGCAAUAUGUAUGCACAAAUGAUGCAGCAACAGCACCACCAUCAGCAGAACAUUCAUGAGCAAAACUCCCGAAAUCAGCAGCAUGCAAACUACUCCAGCUAUAACCCACAUUUUCAGCAUUCUGAACUCUUUGGAGUACAUCACAGUGAUCAUCAUCGCCAGCAGCAGCAACAGCUUCCACAUCACAUGGAGUGUCAUGGGCAUCUGCAUCAGCCAUCUCCUCUUGGCCAGCAGCAGCAACAGCAGCAGCAGCAACAACAGCAACAACAACAACAACAAAUACACGAAGCUUAUCACGAUCUCAUUAUGGAUGAUUUUCACGAAGAUCCAAACUCGGCGUACAAAUUAACGCUCUCUCCCGGUAAUGUGAAGCCGGAAAAUCAAGACGAUGGCUACGAGACCAGUGCUGGCGAUGUUCUGACUCCUAAUUCCCACAGCUCAUCGACACACUCUGUCACACCACAGCAUCAGAUGCAACACCCCAAUAUUGGGCUAAUGCAACUAAGUCAAAGCAAAACGGAAGAGCUGGUGUCAUCCCAUAAUACAGUAGCCGUUGCCGCCCCACCAGCUUCUGGCACCAAUGGCAAUCAGGCACAAGCUCCUCCGCCCCUGCCACAUCUUUCCAGCAAUGCUAAUGCUGCUGGUGUUGAUCCAUAUAGCUUCAUGGGCGAGGAGAUGCGCAUGCUUUCGCCGGUUAGUCGCCAUAUAGAGGACGUCGCCUCAAAUACGGCAAGUUAUGCAGGCGUGCCGGCUCCAAUUUCAGUGCCAAGUGGAAACACAGAGUGCUCUAGAGGGGACAUAUAUCAACAUCAGCAUCCACAACAGCAUAUGCGCAACAGCGAGCCUUACAAUGACAUAGAUAAAGUUGAGUCAACUGAUAGCUCUCUCUGCGGUCUGCCAUCUAAGCCAACUCCGAAGAAGAGAGGUCGAAAAAAGAAGCUUAUAACUGAGGAAGACGCAAUGCAAAUGUCUGCAUCCGUUUCUCAACCGGGAAACUGUGCCGCUAAUUCUGGCUGCGACGAUGCUGCUGGCGAUUCACUACUGGGAAUGAAGCCCAAGGAGCGCAAGAAGCACGACAGAUUCAAUGGCAUGUCCGAGGCGGAGGUCAUUAAAAGGACUAUUCCAGACCACCUAUGUGAUAAUCUCGAUAUCGUUAUAGUCGGUAUAAACCCUGGUCUCUUUGCGGCAUAUAAGGGACAUCACUACGCUGGACCUGGAAAUCAUUUCUGGAAGUGCCUGUACUUGGCUGGACUCACGCAGGAGCAAAUGAGCGCUGAUGACGAUCACAAGCUGCUUAAUCAUGGCAUUGGCUUUACUAAUAUGGUGGCGCGUGCCACAAAAGGUUCGGCUGACUUGACCAGGAAAGAAAUCAAGGAGGGAAGCCGCAUAUUGCUCGAAAAACUGCAAAGAUUCCGCCCCAAAGUCGCCGUUUUUAAUGGAAAACUUAUAUUCGAAGUUUUCUCGGGUAAAAAGGAAUUUCACUUUGGUCGUCAACCUGAUCGGGUCGAUGGCACUGACACAUACAUUUGGGUGAUGCCUUCAUCAUCAGCACGAUGCGCACAGCUGCCACGCGCCGCAGAUAAAGUUCCCUUCUAUGCGGCGCUAAAGAAGUUUCGCGACUUUCUGAAUGGUUUAAUACCUAACAUUGAUGAGUCAGAGUGCGUAUUCACAGAUCAGCGCAUACGUCAAUGCAGUGAGCAGCAGCAGCCUGAUGUCAACAAUACUAUACAACCGCAUGCUGAACAGCAAGUUGGCUUGAUAUUUGUCGAUGGCGGUGGUGGUGGCGGUGGUAGCGAAGGUGGAAGUGUUGAAGGUCCUAGUCAGAUGUCUGAGAAAUUAUUGCCACAUAUGACUCCUAAUGUGCCAUCGCCUAACAGUGUAAAUGAACGCGGAACGUUUGCAUACACCGGCGAUGAUAAUACUAUAAGAAAUGCACCAAACACCACUAUUGGGGAAAACACUUAUUUGUUUGGACAUCAGCAGGCUUUACCACAGCAGCCUCAAGAGAAAAAGAAACGCGGCAGACCAAAGAAGGUGAAGGGGCAAGAAAUGACUGAUCCUUCCACAGGAAGCAAAAUCACAAUGAGCAGUCAACAAAUGGCACACCACGACUUUAAUAAUAUUAUGAAUCUUUCCAUGAUUGCGGGUGGAGGCAAUCCGGAAAUGCCAAAAAAAAAGCGAGGCAGGCCAAAGAAACUAAAACCCACAAUGGAUAACAUAAUACCAGCCAAGCAGCAACAUCACCAACAUACUAAUGCAAAUCCCAACUCACAGCCACCAGGAUUGUCUGCCAUGCACCCGCUCUCGAUGGAACAUAUUGCAUCAUCACCACAGAGCAACCAUCAGAUUCCGCCCAGUCUAUACAAUACGCCGCCACCUUCGCAUAUACUGUAUACGGCAUCGGCGUCGCCAAUGGCUUCCCCAGCACUAAACUGCAACUACACUCAAAUACACGGACAUGGAACUCCGCCAGUGGGUCAGUCGGUUUCUGCUGCUCAUGGUACGCCACCUAUUCUUGAUCAGCAGAAUGAUCACAUGCUGUCCCAAAAACAGAGCCAGCCAAUGGGAUUAGGCAUCGGCAUUCGAGAUCAACCGCACCUAGGCGAAACGCCGCCGCCUAAUUCUCCAAACAUGUGCACCGCAGUCGAUUUCGAUCAACCAGAUGAUAACCCUGAUGGGCAAGGCCGGGAGCAGACCCAAGGGCAGGCACAGGAGCAAGGACUCGGCAUGGGGCAACAGCAAUCGCAAACCGUGGACAAGGCCCAAUAUGUUAGUCCUGGCCCUGAAGCAGAUGUUAACGCAGUACAUUCUCAGGAUCAUUAUCAGCAGUGGAUUUCACCGCAUACGCAUCAAGGCCAGAAACCAAUUCUUCAACAAAUGCAUCAGCAGCCACAGCCAUUGCAGUACCAUCAGGAACCGUCGGAGCACUGGCAGCGCUAUGAGGAGCAAAAUCCCUAUUUGCUAAUGUCUCCCCACCAUCAGCUAGAGCAGAGUCCUCAACUGGGAAACUUGCAGAGUCAGAACCCAAGUACAUCUGUCCAAAUCGGGUCAGAUGUCGCACGUAAGAGCUUGUCGGGCUUAGAGUCACUGGUUGAUCAAAUCCCCGCUAUCAGAGAGCAUGAUUCCACCCCCAUACCACCAGCAACGGCAGCAGCUGCUGCUGCCGCUGUUGAAAGUCGAUUAUUGGGUCUACACCAACAGCAGCAGCAACAGAAACGUUGCCACCAGGACAACCCAGUACAGGUGGAGUCAGGCAGAUCUGCGAACGACGGUAGCAAUGUACUGAAUAAUAAUUUUUCUGUUAGCAAUCUCGCUGCCUCUGCUGCGACAACGGACAACGUAACUGCAUAUACCAGCAGGGCGGAAACCCGAGGCAGCAGCGAAAGUAGUAAUAAUAAUCAGAAUAAUUGCAGCACCAGCAAUGAAUAUGCCAUCCAUAGCCCCACCGGUUAUCCGCAUCAUGCCACACAUUUGAUCACUAGCGCGUUGGGAGCAACAAUAAAUAAUCCAGAACCACAUCCGCAUCCACACCCACACACACAUCCUCAUCCACAUACGCAUCCACAAAUGUAUAUGGAUCAUGCGCACAUUGCCAGUCAUAUGGCUCAUAUGCCACCAGUAAAUGUGAAUUCAGUGUACGCGUCAACAGCAUACGGAUCGCAUCCCCAACAUAGCACAGGUGGUCCAGGCGAAUAUGCUGCCGCUCAUGGCCACUACGGUCUGGGCAGUCCUGUGCAGGCUACAGGCAGCACAACUACAUUACAUGUGCCAAGUCCAAAUUAUCCAUAUGCCCACCCGUAUAGUCACACCACGCCACAGGCAAACUAUCCAUCUUAUGGUCAUCCCCAUACCCAUCAUCACUCCCACCAUAGUCAUCCUACGCAUCAUCUCAGCGUUUUUGAUCGUCUCAAGCCGUCCGACAUAAGCGGAUACGGAGGUUUCUGAUUUAAGCACCCAGAACAAGAACAACAGCAAUUGACGUAACCAGAAUCACAACGAUACGAAUAAUGCGGCUCGAUGCGAAUGUAAAUCGUAGGGUACGAUACAGCUACUUUUGCGUCUCGCCGCAUCUCAGCAAUAUUUAUCAAUCUCCGGCCUUGCCGAUUCUAGUUUAAGUAAACCUUAGAUUUUAUAAGUAAGAUAACCAAAGACUUCGCCCAAUAGAUUUUUCUUUGAUGUAGCGUUACAUACUAAAAUUGGAGAAAACAAUAAUAAUUGAAUAUAAUAAUAAUAUAUACGUAAACGAAAAUUAAAUUUGCAUAGUAACAAAAAAUUUGUUACUUACUCGAACUUACAAACAGUUUGAUAAUAUUCAUCUACUAGAGCCUUGCAUGAACCGAAAGUAAAGGAUACAUUAUAAGUAAUGUGAAACUAACACCCUUCGCCGUCGCAGUGUGAUCGCAUGAUCCAAGUCCCCUAAACGAAACUUUAAAUGGCGUCUCGUUUGAGGGAAAAAUUAAACUACAUACAUAUACGAAUAAUAUAAAAUGCCUAUGAAUGAUGUAUUUUUUGCUUGAUUUUAUGGGACAUUGCCAACAUUAAAACCAACGAAUUUAACUUUUUAAUUUAAAAAUGGUAAGCAACGAGCCUGAAAACCUCUGUAACAACUAUUGCCCGCCAUUUUCAUUAUGUUUAGGUGAUAAGAAUCAAGACGGUCAAAACAGUGAUAAAAGUGUAGCAACUGCCUUGAAUACUGAUAUAAUAGAAACUAACAGUAGAUUUAUGCAUGGCUCUUAUAAAUAUAUACGAAUACGUACAAAUAUGAAAUGCGAAUAUUAACAAAAUGAAUACUCAUGUAAAAUCGUAACCAUUUUAACUUGUUUAAUGAAUGAUAUCUCAGUUUUGAUUUUAUUUAAAUACUGUAUACCGUCACGAAUUGAAUUUUUGUCGGAAAUUGUCACAAAUGAAGACACAUCAAACGUUUUGAUAAACUAGAGGUAAUAUCCGGUACUUACAUGUACACCAAUUCACUGUUGCAAUUUAACUAUUGGGUAACCAAACAACAAGAUCGAAAAUAGUAGUAGCUACUACCAAUGUCAAUGUACAUACUACAUAAAUACAUACUAUUUGCAUACAUAUGUAUGUAUGAAUAUUAAUAUUGAUAUACUCUUGUAUGUAUGUAAAUACUUCACAAUGGGCAAAAUGAUGUACUAGACAUGUAUGUAUGUAUGUUCGUUCAAAGUGUCCUACUAAUAACUAUUAAACUAAAUGCAUACGUGUGUGGACACUGCGAACUUAAAUUUAAUUACACAAUGUUAAAAGGUUAUAAGCAAAGGAUUUAUGUACUUUACAUAAAUGAUUUUGUAUUUUAUGUAAUUCUAAUAUUAUUUACAUUUUUAUUAAUGUAUGUUAGCAACGCAUUACUAUAACAAUAAAAUCAGUUUUUAAAGGUGCAACCAAUAAACAGUAUACGUAGAAUAUUCAACGGAACACCAACGUAAUAUUUUGAGCGGCUGAUUGGUGACUUUUGAAAUGAAUCAACUAUUACCGCCAUAACGCGUAUAUUUAUUUAAAUAUAGACAAAAAUUUACAAGCUUCCAUAAAAACUGUUUAAAAUAAUAUACAAUUUGUUUUAUAAUCAAAGUCCAGGUUAUAUGAAUAGAUACUAAUUGUUCAUUGUGUGCUUUGAGUAAAACAAACUUAUUACCGAAGAGUAUUGCAUUACAAC